AGAGAGAGAGAGAGAGAGAGAAGAGGGAAGGGAGGAGCAUUGGGUUUCAGUGGGGGCUUUUUAUCUCUCCCACUUGUAACAUUAAUACUGUCAGAGGCGUUGAUUGCAACUUUUCAAAGGUCGGUCCCUGUGCAGACGAAGGAGGAGAUCCCCCCCCCCCCCCAUCCCCACUGGUGGUGCUCAGCACCCGAAUUACAUUUUAUUGGGAGAAUGAGCAGAAUCUCAAACGGAGUAGUGUAGGGGGAUCCAGCCUUUUCCUCGUGGACCCAGGGGAAGCCACUUUCUGUGCGCUGGGGAGCGCAUCCCCGCAGUGACAUGUGUCUAACUCUCGGCGCCGAAUUGGGCAGCAGGUGCAGGUUCUAAAGAGCCACUGCUGCCGCUACCGGCCCCGAGGUGCGACUGACGCCAAGCCAUGCAGCCCCCAGGAGCGCCCUUCUUCUGCACCUUGCGCCUCCUGCUCCUGAUGCAGCUUUCAGUUUCUCCUGCUCUGGCUACUGGGAACCGAACCAAUUUAGGAAAGGCAAACUUGCCCGCGAUGACCCGGGAGCAGCAUGAUUGGGAAGUUUGGGGGUCGGGAGAUGGGCUGCAGAAAGUCUUGUCCAGCAGUCCCAGGGAAGCUGUUGGAGCCAAAGCACAAGAAAAGAUGGUGGAGGACGAAAAAGGAAACGCAUUAACAAUGCCUUUCAGGGACCUGCCUGUGGCUCACAGGACUUCUCAUGUCCCCCCAGAGAGGCGGCCUGGCAUCUGGCUAGUUCCCCUCAGAGCAGCGGUGAUUGAGUUACCCGUUGCCCUUAGGUUUUCCUUGGAUUCGGAUAAAGAGAAAGGUGACAGGGGUACUGAUCUAGGAGGCAGCCAGGAGCAGAAUGUUAAGACAGACCCGGGAGCCCUGGAGCCCUUUUCCCGGUGGAGAAGAGCGGGGAAACCCCUCGGUGACCCCCUGACCAGCCCACCUGCCUUGGAGAGAGCAGCCACAGUAGAUGGAAAAGCACAGGAGAAGGCAGUGGCCAACGCCGGGAAGGCAUUGCCUUUAAAUGCAUCUUCUGGAGAGGCUCUUCAGGAACGGAGUGGCCCCCGUGGGGGAAACGGCACGAAUCGUCGCCCUAAGCUUAAGAAUCCCUUCUAUCCGCUGACCCGCGAAUCCUAUGGAGCUUACGCUGUCAUGUGCCUGUCGGUGGUGAUCUUCGGCACUGGCAUAAUUGGAAACCUGGCUGUGAUGUGUAUUGUAUGCCACAACUACUACAUGAGGAGCAUCUCCAACUCCCUCCUGGCCAACCUGGCCUUCUGGGAUUUCCUCAUCAUCUUUUUCUGCCUGCCGCUGGUCAUCUUCCAUGAGCUCACCAAGAAAUGGCUUCUAGAGGAUUUCUCCUGCAAGAUCGUGCCCUAUCUCGAGGUUGCUUCGCUGGGAGUCACUACAUUCACCCUGUGCGCCCUAUGUAUAGACCGCUUCCGGGCUGCCACUAACGUUCAGAUGUACUACGAAAUGAUUGAAAAUUGUAGUUCCACCACUGCCAAACUGGCUGUCAUCUGGGUCGGGGCUCUGCUUUUAGCACUCCCAGAAGUGGUCUUGAGACAGCUCAGCAAAGAAGACUUGGGGUUCAGUGACAGAAUUCCCGCAGAACGGUGUGUCAUCAAGAUCUCACCUGAGCUCCCCGACACCAUCUACGUCUUAGCUCUCACUUACGAUAGUGCAAGACUCUGGUGGUACUUUGGCUGCUAUUUUUGCUUGCCCACACUUUUCACUAUCACCUGCUCCCUUGUGACUGCGAGGAAAAUCCGCAAAGCUGAGAAGGCUUGCACCAGGGGGAACAAGAGACAGAUUCAGCUUGAAAGCCAGAUGAACUGCACCGUAGUCGCCUUGACCAUUUUAUAUGGAUUUUGCAUCAUUCCGGAGAACAUCUGCAACAUUGUCACAGCCUACAUGGCUACAGGGGUCUCAGAGCAGACCAUGGACCUUCUCCAUAUCAUUAGUCAAUUUCUUCUGUUUUUUAAGUCCUGCGUCACCCCCGUCCUCCUUUUCUGUCUUUGUAAACCUUUCAGUCGGGCCUUUAUGGAAUGCUGCUGCUGCUGCUGUGAUGAGUGCAUUCAGAAGUCUUCCACAGUGACCAGUGAUGACAAUGACAAUGAAUACACCACAGAACUCGAGCUCUCUCCUUUUAGUACCAUACGGAGAGAAAUGUCCACUUUUGCAUCUGUGGGCACCCAUUGUUGAACGACUUCUUUUUUUUAAUUUUAUGAAGAUUUUUACUUCCUUUUUCCUUGCUGGUACAAAAUGCAAAAAAAUAAAAUUACACAUAGUAGAGUGAUUUUGCAUAUUAACACAUAUGCUUUGUUGAGGGUUGGGGAAGUUAUGUUUAGUUAUUUAAGAAAAAAGAACAAAACAACCAAUAGUUUUAGACCAUUUUUAUCCAGGUUGGUGCUAAUAUUUUAUUUGAAAAAAAAUUUACUGCACCUUAAUUUCAUUACUCAUUAGAUUUUUUAUAAACAUAAUCAUUGUCCAUUGAGUAUAGUCAUGUGAUUUUUAUAAGAUGUUUUAUGUAAAGAUGUGGUUAAAAGUAUUGUGUAUUAUAUUGUGAGGUGAUUUGGAGUCUAAAAUUUGCAAAUUAGCAGACAAUAAAUUGCAUUUUAUUAUUUAAUUUCAUUGUCAACCUACUUUUAACAAAGACCCAAUAAAUUUCUUUUACUUUCCUUAA
Molecule: messenger RNA, 2690 nt
Organism: Monodelphis domestica (gray short-tailed opossum)
Lineage: Eukaryota; Metazoa; Chordata; Mammalia; Didelphimorphia; Didelphidae
Gene: GPR37
Product: G protein-coupled receptor 37
Biological process (GO): positive regulation of MAPK cascade; adenylate cyclase-inhibiting G protein-coupled receptor signaling pathway
Cellular component (GO): plasma membrane; signaling receptor complex
Molecular function (GO): prosaposin receptor activity; G protein-coupled peptide receptor activity
Source: RefSeq, a predicted model, not a curated record